AUGGCAGGGUUGGAUGACAUCAGCUCGUGCCCUGUUCUGGACGUUCCUGAAAAUGGAUACAGGACUCAAAUCAAGAGUGUCUCUGAAAUCGCCAUUGUUCGGUUCCACUGUCAGAGUGGAUACAGACUCAAGGGUCCUUUAAAGAAGACUUGCGUGCGCCUCAAUAAUGGCUCUCUGUCAUGGCGGCCGAGUGACACACCAGUGUGCCUAGAACAAGUCACAGAUUGCCUUGCUCCUUAUAUUGAAGAUGCCAAUGUUCAUAACAAGACAUACAAGUCUGGAGACAAGUUGAUAGUGAGCUGUCGAGACGGGUUCCAGACACGCUAUCCUGAUUUUGACAACAUGGCUUCGAUUUGUCAAGAUGACGGAACUUGGGAAAAUCUUCCUUUGUGUCAAGGUUGCUUGAGGCCUUUGGUUCUUCCUCACAGCUACGUGAACAUCUCAGACUUUGACGCCUCAUUUCCGGUGGGACGGGUGGUCUCCUAUCAGUGUUUUCCUGGGUAUAAGCUGGAGGGAGCAGAAUACCUGGAGUGUAUGUAUAACCUCAUCUGGUCUGAAGAACCUCCCAGGUGCCUUGAUGUGGAAGUCUGUCCCCUUCCCCCGAUGGUGGCGCAUGGAGAUUACAUUUGUCACCCUCAGCCCUGUGAACGGUACAUACACGGGACUGUGAUCGAGUUUUACUGUGACCCCGGGUACAUGCUUUCCAAUGAUUACAAGUACUUCACCUGCCAGUCUGGAGAGUGGUUCCCCUCAUCUCCGCUCUACUGUGAGAAGACAGAACAAUCCUGGCCGAACAGUCAAGAGACAAUGCUGACAACAUGGAAGAUUGUUGCUUUCACAGCGAGCAGCGUUCUCCUCGUCCUCCUGUUGGUCAUCAUCGCCAGAAGUUUCCAGACCAAGUUCAAGACCCAUUUUCUCCCAAGAAGUCCCCAGGACAGCUCGGCUGAGCCGGACUUUGUGGUGGUGGAUGGUGUCUUGGUCAUGCUUCCCUCCUAUGAUGAAGCGGUCAGCAGUGGUGUCAACGUCACGCCCCCUGGCUACAUGUCCUCUGCUGGCCAGAGGAGCCCAUCUCCCACAGAGGAAUCCCACCCGCCCGCUUAUCCUGGUAACCCUAACACAGACAGUCUAUGUGAGGAGUCAGAGACCUUUGACAGUUUGUUGGAGUCUUCUGACCUUCCUCAUACAUUACAUUCCUCUUCCAUGACACAUAUGAGGACCCCGGGCACACAGAAUAUGAACAGCGAAACAGCAACCACAAGUCCCAGCAUAGACAUUGCAGAUGAAAUCCCACUGAUGGAUGAAGAGGAGGUGGAAACAUAA
Molecule: messenger RNA, 1320 nt
Organism: Bufo bufo (common toad)
Lineage: Eukaryota; Metazoa; Chordata; Amphibia; Anura; Bufonidae
Gene: SUSD4
Product: sushi domain containing 4
Exons: 8
Coding region: 1-1320 (439 amino acids)
Biological process (GO): negative regulation of complement activation, alternative pathway; negative regulation of complement activation, classical pathway
Source: RefSeq, a predicted model, not a curated record